ACGCCGCGUCCUGGCGGAAGUGAGGGCAGUGAUGCGUCAAGGCGGACGCUCAGCUUUAUGCUUGGGCGGUAACUGGAGCGGGAGCUGCCACCCCUUCUCCGGGGGCAGCGGCGGGGAUCAUGGAGGCGGCCACCGUUCCUGAGAGUGGACUGGAGAAAAGCCUGCCUUCAUCAGAAGCAGAUGAGGAUUCCGGCAGCGGCAUCUACACAUGUUUCAUGAAAUCGCAUCGCUGCUACGACCUCAUUCCAACGAGCUCCAAGCUUGUGGUCUUCGACACUUCUCUGCAGGUCAAGAAAGCCUUCUUUGCGCUGGUGACUAAUGGUGUGAGAGCCGCCCCCCUCUGGGACAGCAAAACACAAAGCUUUGUAGGAAUGCUCACAAUCACGGAUUUCAUCAACAUCCUUCAUCGCUACUACAAAUCAGCCAUGGUGCAGAUCUAUGAGCUGGAGGAGCACAAGAUCGAAACAUGGCGAGAAGUCUACCUGCAGGACUCCUUCAAGCCCCUGGUCUGCAUUUCACCUAGUGCCAGCCUGUAUGAUGCAGUCACCUCCUUGAUCCGGAACAAGAUCCACCGCCUGCCUGUCAUCGACCCUGACUCUGGGAACACGCUGUACAUCUUGACCCACAAGCGCAUCCUCAAGUUCCUCAAGCUGUUUAUUGCAGAGUUUCCCAAGCCAGAAUUCAUGUCCAAAAGCAUCGAGGAGCUGAAGAUUGGCACCUAUGAAAAUAUUGCCAUGGUCCAUACCAACACCCCUGUUUAUGUGGCGCUGGGCAUCUUUGUACAACAGCGGGUUUCUGCGUUGCCUGUGGUGGAUGAGUCAGGCCGGGUUGUAGACAUUUACUCCAAGUUUGAUGUCAUUAACCUGGCAGCAGAGAAAACGUACAACAACCUGGAUGUGACGGUGACCAAGGCGUUGCAGCAUCGCUCACAGUACUUUGAGGGUGUGCUCAAGUGUUACAAGCAUGAGACUCUGGAGACAAUUAUCAACCGGUUGGUGGAGGCCGAGGUUCAUCGGCUGGUUGUGGUGGAUGAAAGCAAUGUGGUGAAGGGGAUCGUGUCCCUCUCGGAUAUUCUGCAGGCCCUGGUCCUGCCUGGCGGUCAGAAGCCCUGACUGCAGGAGGGCUGAGCCCCCCACCGUGAACCUGAAGCGCGGAGCAGCUGUCCCUUCUGCAUCGCCCUUUUGGCCAACCAGCUGAAGCCCAGAGCAGGCUAUGCGGCCAGCCCAGUCAUCAACCAACCCUCUGUGGGGCUACUUCCCAUGGUAUUUCCCACCUCACCAGGCUGUGUGUCUCCUCCUUCCCCGUUUUGGUUGCAAAGGAGCCCCCAGGCUUGCUUGUUCCCUUGAGCUAGGUCUAUCGAGGGGGCCCCUCCAGCUGCAGGCUCAGGUGGGCUGUACUUGCCACGCUUGGAGGGGAAGAAAAGGGAAACAGGCUUCCUGGGACAACUGCAAAGGAGAUACAUGGGGAAGGGGCCACCUGAAAAGCCCAAACACACACAGACACUCAGGAGGUGGACCUCGGCAGGUGCCUGGUGGGCAGCAUAAGUCAUGGCAACUCUUGAGUGGGCGAACUGUGUGUUUGCGUAACCCCUGUAUCUCUGCAUGCCAUACGGGCGCAGAAGGGAAUUGUAGGUGAGAAGUCUCCAUCCUAGUGCCACUUUGUCGCUUCCACCAAGCAAUACUCUUUCCCUCCUAGUCUCUGCACAGGUUGGGGGGGUGUUUCUGUUUCAGAGUUGCCAUCCCCUGCUCUGCCCUUCCCAGCAGCAGAACCAAACCCCAUUCCGUAAGUUCCUGAAUGGCGCAAACGAGAUCUUCGCAGGAGCUGAAAACCACUUUCCAGGUCCUUGUGAUGAGCCUGCGGUGGCCGUUGGCUGUCCAGAGUGCCUGAAUUCCUGCUGAUCUGUUUUGGGGCAGCCUCAGUAGCUCCUGCUCACCUUGGUCUUGAAUAUAUUGCCUAUCAGUCCUGCCUGUCAACUUAGCAAUGAUAGGACUCUGUAUCUGUGCUCUGGCAGAGAGAAAUGUGGUUGUCCAUAGGCAUAUUCAAGCUCUCCUUUUGAGGCAAAAACAGGAGUGCUUUUGAGAAUCGGCACCUAAUUCUUCCUUACCAAACCAGAGGCAGUUGCCUAGUCCCUCCACUGCACAAGAGUAUUUUUCUUGCCAUAAAACUCACCUCUUUGUACAUUCCUACAACUGCUCCCCAUGUAAAUUGUGCAACAUGUAUUUUUGUAAAGCCACGGUUCUGACGCUCCGUCCACACUCUUCCUGUUUUCUUUGGCUGGGAGGGGGGCAGUGGUCGUUCUCCGUGCUCUGCCUCAACUUGGAACUUUUAAAAAUGAUUUCGGCUCCAUGCAGGGGAUCCUUCCGGGGCCCUUCCCUUUGUGUGAUGUCAACUACUAUUUGUUUUAUUGAGAUUCUGUACUUAAUAAAAAAUUGAGGUAUCCUC
Podarcis raffonei (Aeolian wall lizard) is the source of this 2442-nucleotide messenger RNA. RefSeq names its product protein kinase AMP-activated non-catalytic subunit gamma 1 (gene PRKAG1). NCBI's taxonomy places the organism in Eukaryota, Metazoa, Chordata, Lepidosauria, Squamata, Lacertidae. The record is from RefSeq and is a predicted model, not a curated record. The transcript has 12 exons. The coding region runs from base 120 to 1112 and encodes 330 amino acids.